Molecule: messenger RNA, 345 nt
Organism: Diabrotica balteata
Lineage: Eukaryota; Metazoa; Arthropoda; Insecta; Coleoptera; Chrysomelidae
Source: the annotation of a GenBank genome assembly
AUGGCCAAAGCUUUCGAUGAUUUUAAAAUGGCGGAGAAAUUUGAAUCAAUGCCACUUUUACAUCAAACCAUACAAAGAAGGAUUGUUGCUAUGGGUGAGCAAGUAGAAAAAUCUAUGCUUAGCCUGGUUAAGAAAAGUUCAUAUUUCUUAUUUUGUUUGGAUAAAAGCACUAAUCAAACCAAUGUUAGUCAGCUGUUAAUAUUUGUGCGCACUACUUUUGAUAAUUUUACCAGUAAAGAAGAGUUAUUUGUCCUCUUUAUGGAACAAAAAAAGGAAAAGACAUCUUUGAGGCUGCGUAGAAAACAGUUGGCAGAAUUAGAGGCUUUGAUAAAUGUUCAGCCAUAG